Molecule: messenger RNA, 1182 nt
Organism: Prunus armeniaca (apricot)
Lineage: Eukaryota; Viridiplantae; Streptophyta; Magnoliopsida; Rosales; Rosaceae
Source: the annotation of a GenBank genome assembly
AUGUCAGGCCUAAGAGCUCCAUCUAAUUAUACUGAAGAACCACAACGUCAUCCAAGUCUCAUUGUAAAUUCCCAGGAACCUUUCAACGCAGAACCACCACGUUCAGCCUUAAUCGCAUCCUAUGUGACGCCAGUAGAUUUGUUCUACAAGCGAAACCAUGGGCCAAUCCCUGUCAUUGAUGACAUUGAAAGAUAUCGAGUGUCUAUAUGUGGUUUGGUGGAAAAGCCCCUGGAACUAUCAAUGGCUGAUAUUAGGAAGCUACGAAGGCACAUUGUGACAGCCACUUUACAAUGUGCAGGUAACAGAAGGACUGCAAUGAGCAAAGUAAAAGCAGUGAAAGGUGUUGGCUGGGAUGUUUCUGCCAUUGGAAAUGCUAUUUGGGGUGGGGCUAAACUUGCUGAUGUUCUCGAACUUGUGGGGAUCUCUAAGUUAACAUCAGUGUCCCCAUUAGGAGGAAAGCAUGUUGAGUUCGUAAGUGUUGACAAGUGCAAGGAGGAAAAAGGAGGACCGUACAAGGGAUCAAUUCCGUUAAUUCAGGCAACAAACUCAGAUGCUGAGGUUUUACUUGCAUAUGAGAUGAAUGGAGAGCCUCUAAACAGGGAUCACGGGUAUCCGCUGCGCGUAAUUGUUCCUGGUGUUAUAGGUGCUCGUUCUGUUAAAUGGCUGAGUUCUAUCAAUAUAAUUGAAAAUGAGUGUCAGGGAUUCUUUAUGCAAAGGGACUACAAAAUGUUUCCUCCUACUGUGAACUGGGAAAAUAUUGAUUGGUCAACCCGGAGGCCUCAAAUGGAUUUUCCUGUUCAGUCUGUUAUUUGUUCUUUGGAGGAAGAAAAUACAGUGAAGCCUGGAAAGAUAGUAGUUCAUGGAUAUGCAGCGUCUGGAGGUGGGCGGGGGAUCGAAAGAGUAGAUGUAUCUUUUGAUGGUGGCAAGACAUGGGUGGAAGCAAUCAGAUACCAAAAGAGUGGAAUUCCAUAUGUUGCAGAUGAUACAAGUAGUGACAAGUGGGCAUGGGUGCUAUUUAAGGCUGAGGCAGAUGUCUCUCACACUACUGAAAUUGUCGCUAAAGCAGUUGAUAUAUCUGCGAACGUCCAACCCAAAAAUGUGGAGGUCAUCUGGAACCUGAGAGGAAUUCUCAACACUUCCUGGCACAGGGUCCAUAUUCACGUCCAACACCCUGAUUUGUGA